Saprolegnia diclina VS20 is the source of this 300-nucleotide messenger RNA. RefSeq lists its product as hypothetical. The transcript has a single exon. Lineage: Eukaryota; Oomycota; Saprolegniomycetes; Saprolegniales; Saprolegniaceae. The coding region runs from base 1 to 300 and encodes 99 amino acids. The record is from RefSeq and is a predicted model, not a curated record.
AUGAGCGCCACCCAGAACCAGAGCAUGUACGCCGCUCCCGUCUCCUUCCCGUUUGAUUUGCAGACGACGACGACGACGACGACCGAAGACGUCUGCUGGUCGCUCACCACCGACGCCCCGACGUCCAUUGAAGAGAGCGUCAUCGUCGGGGCCACGCAUCUGCGCGACGUGUACGACAUGCGCAUGUCCGACCUUCACAGCACGCCCGUGACCAUCCAACCAACGAAGGCCAAUCGCCCCGCCCCAUGUCCUCUCGCCGCACCUGCGUCCGUGCACUUGACCGUCGCCGUCGCCGCGUAG